Messenger RNA from Siniperca chuatsi (mandarin fish), 10876 nucleotides. It is a transcript of the gene peak1, whose product is annotated as pseudopodium-enriched atypical kinase 1. NCBI's taxonomy places the organism in Eukaryota, Metazoa, Chordata, Actinopteri, Centrarchiformes, Sinipercidae. Gene Ontology annotation, biological process: protein phosphorylation. The coding region runs from base 1909 to 7743 and encodes 1944 amino acids. The transcript is spliced from 7 exons. The record is from RefSeq and is a predicted model, not a curated record. Gene Ontology annotation, molecular function: protein kinase activity; ATP binding.
AUUCAACCAGCGAAUUGUCAUUGCAUUAAGAUUUGUAUUCAAUAUUGAGCUUCUCUGUAAAAGGUUAGUAGAAGGUACUGUAACUCACGCUAACUGCGCAGUGGCUAAAGUGUUACAAACUCAACUUGCCACUAAAACCUAGAACAACAUUCUUGUGUCACAGCAUUGUGGCAAGAAAUGUGGCAAAUUAAGUCUCUAGUUUAUUGUUUUCAUAGAUAUGUGGAUAUUUCACCUCAAGUGUCCCAAACCAACAAGGAAUGUAUCAUACAAUAAUAAUGUGGCCUAAUUUUUCAUCCAUUUAAUGCUAUUGUCUUUGAAGGAAGUUUGCUGUAAAUUCUUUACUCUUGAGCAAUGAAUUCUCAGAAGAUUAAUCUGCGCUUCCUUAACUACCAUGAAAUGUAGAAAUUGUGCCUGAAUAAAAUGUUCUUUCUCAGAGUUCUGCAAGCUCCUAAUACGUCCCUCAGUCUGAAAACUAACACAGCUUACAGCCUGAGGCUGGAACGAGAGAUGGCCAAUAAAGACCUAACAAUAUGUGGUGGGAGAUCAAAAUCCCUGGACGAAUCCGGUUUCCAAUUUCAUUUAGAAGCAAAAUGCCUUUAGGCUCGGUCCCACAGUUCUGCAUUUCUGGUGAUUAAAUCUGGGUGUGGAUGGAUAUGGGGUAAAGCAAAUAACUAUAAAAUAUAAAUAAAAUUCACUGUCGACACUGAAUAAAGUGACAUGCAGUCUCAUGCAUUUGAGCCCACCCAGCAUGUGUGCACACCUGCACAUGCACGCUUAACAUUUCCAACGCUGUCUGUCAUCAUGUGUCUCUGGAACAGGUGAAAAACAUCCCCUGCAUCAGUAGUGUUUCUCCAGUUAGGUUUUUGAUCUAGGAGAGCGUUGGCACUAGUCUGGCCCAGUUGCCAAGACUGAUAGUCUGACUGUCAAAGACCCUGACUGACUGUUACACUGGACAAAUGUCACUAAACUGGGAAACCGAAACUCUCCUGACAAAGCCUGUCCAGGGAGAAAAUGCCUUUCUCUCUGCAAUCUUGGGUAUGCUUUUACUAUGAAGAAAUGUCUGAAAUGUCUGUGGUUCAGUUGUUUCUAUGUUGAAUUUUGGGUUUGAGUUUCAAGCGGUGUAAAUAUAAAAAAAAAAAAAAAGUGCUACGUGAUCUCUAACUGUUAACUGGUUUGAUACUGUAUUGAACUCCAUAUAUGGAAGGAUAAUCCUCCCUUGCAGGAUCUGUGGUGAUCUAUCUACAUAAGUAUUUGUUUGAGUUAGGACAAGGCCUCUGUGAUUGGUUGUGGCUAUGGUGAGGCCAAAACAAUUCUAGCUUACUCAAAUGUGUUGAGAGCACAGAGGGGUACUUGCUUUUGGCCAAGUUUUGACCUCACUAACGCUCCUGGACUCACCCUGCAUCUUAAAAUAACAUGCUAUGUGUUGUGCUGAAGUCUCUCGGACAUACCUUGCUGCUGUUGGACUUGUUUACCAUGGUGAACCUGAGCUCUGCCUGCUGUUGGAGAUUACGGGGCUGGAUGGGGGCCACUAACAUGCCUCAGUACUAUCUCAUACAUUAAUCUGAAGCUUUUCAGGAUGAAGUAUGGUAGGUUUUUGGAGGAAAAUUGGCUGCAGCCUUAGGAUGCCCCGUGGCUUUGCCUGAAUCAACGAGUUCUGGUGCUUUCAGACCUAUAAUACUCAAGACAACAGGCAUAGCCUGGCAGGUUCCAGAAGUAGGUGGUCACCAGCUGGGACUCCAUGGCUGCCACUGCUGCCCCUUGAUUCAUUGCACUGUCCAGUAUCCCCCACAUUUGAGGCUUGAAAAGUGUUCAUCAUUGUUUUACUACAGUUAGUUCCUGUAGCUCGUAGCUUCAUGGAGGGGUUUCCUGUCCACUGACCCAGCAGGCUGCCUUACUGGACCAGCAGCCAUGUCCGCCUGCAGCACCUUCACCGAGCACGUGUGGAAACCAGGCGAGUGCAAGAACUGCUUUAAACCUAAGAGUCUGCACUGUUUGGUUCAGAGUAGUGGAGGGAAGCCUCCUUCUGAGCAUAGGCCACCAACAACUCAGCAACAGAAUCCACCCCCUGCUGGGGCCAGAGCCAACCCUAACCUGACAAACAACUCCCAGAGGGCUGGCAGUGGUUCUGCCCGCUCAGGACACUUCCGUCCACCGGUGGCUAAGAAGCCAACCAUUGCUGUUAAGCCCACUAUGAUGCUGCCCUGCUCCUCUGCAGGACUGGAUUCAGAUGGCAACCUGCAACGACCCCCAAAUGUGAUAGAACAUGGCAAAACAUCAGCCUUCACAGUCUGGAAUUGCAAUGGACUGAACCGUAAGAGGCCUGGCGGGCCCAGCAACAACAAUGAAGGAGAGGAUGGCAGGGAGGAGAUUGAGGGUUACGCACAACUUAGCCCAAGGACCCCUAGUGGAAAUAACAACAACAGUGGACUGACAGAUGUCCUAAAGGAAAUUGCUGGGUUAUGCCCUGGUCCUAGCCCCACGCCCCUUUCUGGUUCCAAGGACUUGUUUUGGGGACGAAUCAGUAGUUCAUACCGACGGUCCUUGGAAAGAGGCCUUCCAGCCUCAAGCUGUCUGGCCAUGGGAAGCAGCAGUAGUGGUGGUGGUAGCACUGCUCAAAAACGGGUAUCCCUUAGCGAUAGCACCGAGAUCAUCAGCACAGAAGGUGGUCGAUUUUGCUACCCAGAGUUUUCUAGUGAAGGCGAAGAUGAUGAGGAAGAGGAAGAUGAGGAGGAAGAGACUGAAAGGGAUGAUGAUGAACAUGAGAGCUGGGAUGAAAGCGAUGAAGAGUUACUAGCCAUGGAGAUCCGUAUGCGAGGCCAACCACGAUUUGCAAAUUUCCGUGCUGCCACAUUGUCUCCGGUGCAUUUUACUGCAGGGAAAAAGUGGAAUACUGUGCCGCUUCGCAACCGCUCACUACAGCGGAUUUGUGCAGUAGACUAUGAUGAUAGCUAUGAUGAGAUCUUGAAUGGAUAUCCCUCCAUGGACUCCAAUGGAGCUCUUCUUCCCUAUGGACCCUAUGACAUGCAAGGCAGUGGUUUCCUAUCAAAUUCAGAGUCUACCACUUCUCCAGAAUCAUCGUCAUCACUACCGGAGGAUUCUCGAACAACUUCCAGCAGUGGGAGCAGUGCCCCCUGUGCUCUUCGAAAUGGCUUGCAUUCUCCCACAUCUUCUAAGGCACCUGUCCCCUGCACUUCUCCUCCAAAAAAGGAGCCUGUCCACAGAGCACUGAGUCCACUCAAGGUGACUGAAACACACAAGGCUGUCCUGGCCAUUAGAUUAGAAGAUCAGGAUGGCAGAGAAGGCACGCCAAUGCCCCAGGCCCUUCCAGGUCAACCAGUCACUAUCAGUUUUAGUCCCACAGAGGAGCAAGCUAGACCAUACCGUGUAGUUAAUUUGGAAAAAUCACUCAUCUGUAAGCCUUACACUGUAGUGGACGUGUCAGCAUCCAUGGCCAACAAAGACGAACAGAUUCCAGACUCUACUCCAAAACCCAAAAACCUGUCAGUGUCUUCCAGCCCUACAUCAUUCUGUAGCACUCCUUUAGGUCAGCCCCUGUCUCCAACCUCCCCUGUUUCUCCAUCUUCUCCUGUGAUGCCAACAUCACCCACAUCUGUAGCUCUGUCACGUACCUCCCGAAAGAAAUCAGGGAGCAUACGUUACCAAGAAGUGUGGACAUCAAGCACAAGUCCUCGCCAAAAGAUACCUAAAGUUGAUCUAGGGGUUGGGAGUAAUCCUGGCCCCUCCAUCCCUACUCAACACUGCAGCCACAAGUCAGCUCCCACUUCUCCCAUUGCUGGGCUGUCAUCCUCCCGAACUGUGCCUGUGAAAUCCCCCAAUUUAUCAGAGAUUAAGUUUAACAGUUUCAAUAAUGCAGGCAUGCCUCCAUUCCCCAUUAUUAUUCGAGAUGAGCCCGCCUAUGCCCGUAGCUCCAAGAAUGCUGUUAAGGUACCUAUUGUUAUCAAUCCAAGUGCAUAUGACAACCUAGCUGUGUACAAGAGCUUCUUGGGACUCAGUGGGGAACUGCCACAGCCAAAAGGGGUAGGUAGUAGGGUAGCCAGCCAUACUUACGAAGAGAUUGGAUCCUCUGAGAGUGUCCAGUCCUCCUCAACAGAGAAAACUAUCUCUGGUAGAGGCACAUCAGAGAGAGCCUCUUUUGAAGAGACAAAAGCUCCACCUGAAGCAGUGUCUAAAGCACCAAAUUUACAACCUAGAACCACUACAGACUCUAGCACUGUGACAAACACUGUGAUGAGCUCCACAGUUGGGGUCUUCUCUCCCACUACAUCAACAAAUUCCCCUGCCAUUCUUGCCAUUACUGCAAACCUACCUAAAACCAGCCCUACUGCGAAUGCUGUUACACGCACUUGCAAGACAAGUGGAGACGCUGCUUGCAGUCAAGAUGAUGAUACAGACUUAACUAUGUCUUCUGGGACAGUGGCGAGCCAUAGGGAGGAGGCCAGUGCUGUGCUUUUACAGAUUGUGGCCUCCAUCCAGCCUCCCCAGUCUCCUCCAGAGUCGCCCUCAGCACAAGCCAAAACCCCCAGUUCUGAGGAGCUCUAUGCCCUCCCACCUGAUGCCAUGAAAGAGACCCUCACCCGACCCAAGUCUCUCUUUUCCACAACUGAUGGCUGUCUUUCCAAGCCCAAGAAGGACACGCCCUCGAAAGUUUUGUCUAAAUCCCAGAGUGCCUCUGCUGCUGUCCCACUCUCCAGCCCCCGGUCAGAGCCCAAUGCCCCCUUCCCCCCUCCUAGAUCUACAUCUUCCCCUUACCACGCUUCUAACAUCCUCCAGAGACAUUUUGGCAACUGGACCAAGAGCUCUGCUUCCAGUUCUCCUGUACGACCCAGUGAAGGUGAAGCAAGUCCAGGUGGAGAAGGGAGACGUAUUCUAACAGAGAGCUCCAAACCCAAACGCUGGAUCUCCUUUAAGAGCUUUUUUCGUCGGCGGAAAGACGAGGAUGAGCAGAAAGAGAGGUUGGAGAGAGAGAAAGAGAAAGGCAAACUGGUUGGGCUUGAUGGAACAGUCAUUCACAUGCUUCCACCUCCACCAAUCCAACAUCAUCACUGGUUCACUGAGGCCAAACCAGAGGAUCCCACCCAGAAGCCAACCAUCAUCUUCACCUACAAACCAGACAGUGGCAGCACCCCUGGGGAUGGAGAAGGAGAACUACAAGUAGAGGAGUGCAGAGAAACUGCAUUACUUACACCUGAUGAGAGCAAGGAACCCAGACCUUUGAGCCCAGGGCAAACACCACCCUCACACAACACUGGAUGUGAUCUCAUCAGCAAGGACUUCAGCCAGGUACCAGUCAGUGCCAACAAUGCCAGGGAUCGGGAGCUGCCCGGUGCCGCCUCCCUGCCUGCCAAAGUGAAUCUGGGGCUGGUGCUUGGGGAGGGCGAGGAGGGCCAUGCCAACCAGGUUGCCACACCGGCUUCAGCCAGCGAGGGCAGCGCCAGUCUCGGAGAGCCAGAGGAGGACGGGAAUCACUCCCAUCACUCCCACUCUACCGCCUCCAGCCAAUGCAGUGCCACAUACAGCAACCUGGGUCAAUCCAGAGCCAACAUGAUCCCACUAAAACAGCCUCGGAACAUCAAAGCAUCCAACGACACCUUGGCCUCCAUCGACCUGGACGGCCUUGCUGAGCAGCCAGCCCAUAAGGCCACACCACCACCACCACUACCUAAGAAGGCUGUACCUCGUUCUAGUACUGAACCCAGCCUGGGAGGCAAAGAGGUAGUCCAGGGAGCCCUGAGACCUCGGGCUGAGGCUAAACCUGGGGGCACCAACCUGAGUGUGGCCAACCCUCUCUAUGACUUGGACUCCACCUGGGAGAUAGCUAGUCAGAGCUCCUCUCUCAGCUCCGAGCCUCAUCGAGCCCAUGACCAUGAGAGCGGUGACUCCCUGGAGAGGCCAUCAGCUGCCACGGCUACUAACAAGGGCCGCCCAACUAACAGCGUGUCCUCCCUGGUUCCUCAACCUGCAUCUGCUGCACCCAGUGCCACCACUAGCAGAGAGAGGAGGGCCUACCCGAGUACAGAGUCUUUGGCUGGAAGGGGUGGGAUAACAGGUCGAGGUGCUGCUGCUGGAGGAGGAGGCUCCAAACCCCAGAGACCUGGUCUUUACAGGGGGUUAGACAGCUGGGAUGAGGUGGUGGGAAGGAUCCGGGGGCUCCACACGGACACACUGCGGAAGCUGGCAUCAAAGUGCGAGGACCGUUUCAUGGCUGGUCAGAAGGAUCACUUGAGAUUUGGCACUGACAGCUGGUCCCACUUCAGGCUGACCACUGGGAAACCCUGCUGUGAGGCGGGGGAUGCCGUAUACUACACUGCCUCCUACGCCAAGGACCCACUGGUCAACUACGCCAUCAAGAUCUGUCGGAGCAAAGUCAAGGAGACCCAGCAGCAGUUUUUUCACAGUCUUGCGGUGAGACAGAGCCUGGCCGUGCACUUCAACAUCCAGCAAGACUGUGGACACUUCCUGGCUGAUGUCCCCACCCGGCUGCUGCCCUGGGAAGAGGAAGAAGAUGAGGAGGAAGAAGAGAAUGCAGGGGAAGAUGGAAACGGGCUGAAGGAGAAAGAGAUUAAGGUUCAAACCAAGACGACGGACUCUAAAGCUCCAAAUGGUAAAUUAGAUGAAACCCCAACAGCAGGUCACAUGAACACCACUGGCCACUUGAAGAGCAGAGUGGUGGUCAUCACACGGGAGGUGCCCUUCCAGACGGUGGCUGACUUUGUCCGAGAAGGCUUGGCACGACACACUCAUAACCCGGAGCUGUACGAGCGUCAGGUCUGUCUCCUGCUGCUGCAGCUGUGCUCCGGCCUGGAGCACAUGAAACCUUAUCAUGUGACCCACUGUGACCUGCGACUGGAAAACCUGCUGCUGGUCCACUGCCAGCCUGGCAACCCCUGGAAUCUGGACAUUCUUGAGCCCAACAACAACAGCAACAGCAGCAGCAGUUCUGGUGCAACCUCUGCCAGUGCUGCCGCUGCCGCCGCCAACGCCACCUGCCCUGCCCGCCUCAUCAUCAGUAAUUUCUCCCAAGCAAAACAGAAGAGCACUCUCAUGGCUGCCGACCCUGGUACGCUGCGCGACCAGUCACGCCUGGCACCCGAAAUUGUCACAGCGACUCAGUACCGCAAGUGUGACGAGUUCCAGACUGGGAUUCUCAUCUAUGAGAUGCUGCACCGGCCCAACCCCUUCGAGGAGACGCCGGAGCUGAAGGAGCGGGAGUACACCUGGGCGGACCUGCCGCCGCUGCCCGUCAGAUCGCUCUACUCACAGGGUCUGCAGCAGCUGGCCAGGUUACUGCUCACCGUCAACCCCUCAGAAAGGAUCCGCAUGUCCGAGGCCCGGGCCUGCCUGCAGUGCCUGCUGUGGGGCCCUCGGGAGGACUUGUUCCAGGCGCUGGGCUGCAGCAGCACAGGCCCCAUGUCAGGGGCCACUUCCAGUCAGCGUGAGGCAACCCUCCAGAACUGGCUGGACCUGAAGCGGACACUGAUGAUGAUCAAGUUUGCGGAGCGCUCGCUGGAUGUGGCUUGCGGUGUGAGCCUGGAGGACUGGCUGUGCUGCCAAUAUCUGGCGUUUGCCACCACGGACACCCUGAGCCGGGUGGUCCACAUCCUGCAGCAGCCGCAGCCACAUCCUCAGUCCCAGAAACAGAGCCAGCCAGCACACGCAGCACAGAACCAAACUCAAACACAUCUAGCACACAACCUCCACCUGACUCAGUCACAGCCACUCUGAGUUCCUCUACCUAGCUGUUACUAUGGCAACAGAUCCAACUUCCCCUGUGUGGUCCCUCUGCUGACACUGUUUUGAUGUGAGCUAAUAGUCAGCUUUGUUGUUGCAGCAGCCACAGUGCUCACCUAAAACUAAAUAGCUGGUUGUGCAAUGUCUGGGUUGUGUUUUCUUCCUGGACAAAUCAGUCCAUCGAGUGAGAGUCUGCGUUCCCGUCAAACAGGCUAGGCUUCAUGAUCGGGGUUAUUCUUAGCACUCAUUAACAACAGCGGGGUGGUUAAGAGUCCAGCAAAUAAAGUGGCUCUCUGACGUUGUUCUCAAAUCCAGUCCAAGACAAACUGCAAAACAUUAUAGCAAGUCGAAGUAAUUUUUGCUCUUGGCAGUGACUUACCAGACAUCUCGUGUAAGUCCUAUUCAUCUGUGUCUUUAGCUGGUCACAUCUCUCAUGUGUUAUAACACUCCACCAGAUUUACCAAAUGUGUGAGGGAUUUGUAUGUUUUUUCAGCCAAGUUCUACAAGACUACAGAGUUGUGAUGGCUACAUAUUAGAUAUAGUUUGCAUGGCAGCUGUCUCCAGGAUUUAUUUGAGGCACUGUCAAAUGGAAUAAAUUUGAGAUUUUAUAGUAUUACACAUUAAUGUUUUAUAGAAAAGUUUCAUCAGACAUUCUAAAGAUGUUAGAUUCCCUAAAAGUAAAUCUUGAGAAAGUGUCAGAAAUGGAAAUUUAACUCACAAUUAUUUAACACAUUAUUACAUAGUGUUGUAUUUUAUUCUUCAAAAGAUGCAGAUUUGAAAUCUGUAAAGACUAAAAAGAGAAAUGAAGGGAGGCCAUUUAAAAUGAAGGGAAAUGGGAGGGGGGGUCAUGGCGACCUCUUCAAAAUCAAUUCUAAUCAGGGUGAGUUUUUUUUUUUUUUUAAUCUAGACUGAUGCAAAAGUUAAAUAUGUUUUACCACUGAAGCCAAAGAUCUGCCACAAAUUGUCCAUUUAGACAGUUUAGAGAUACUUUUACCAGAGAUGUUUAUUUCAAAAUGCAGUCAGACAUGAUUAUUUUAACCAGAUUUAUUAUUGGUUUGUCCCAGACUCAGUUCAAAUCAGUGAAAUGUCCCUCUUUACAGUUUCAAAAUUCCAACGCUAGUCUGGAGAAUUCAACAAAAGGUACACCGUUAAGUGCUGUUGUAUCAUACCACACACUUCUGCACAGGGCUUUGAAUGAGGCAGGUGAUGAACACUGAGCUAAUUUUGACUUUGCAGUUUUCAGAGCACAGUUAACACGUUUUAGGCUUUGAAGUUAAAAUGGGACACAACUGCCCUGGCUGUUGGUUUGGUUUCUUGUCGGAGUAUGUGCAAUUAAUAUCUUUGUUAUUUCCUUUGGAGGUAACAGAGUAUGAAUAUUUUUAUGACAUUAUGCAGCCUUUUACUAAUCCUCCCUUCCAUUAGUUGUGUGGCACAUAAACUGAUUCAUUUCAGCAAUCCUGCAAUUUAAGAAACAAAGUUCUGUGUAAAGAACUUCUUACAGUGGAUGGGAGACGGGGAUGUUUCAGGGACUGCGAAAAGUUCUUCUUUGUCUAUUGUGUUGUUUUUGUCAAGUUGUUUUCGAACGGUUCUGCGUUACGGAUUACAUUUGCACAUUCAGUCUGAACGUUGGCCAUGAGGCGACGACCAACGAGGACAUGAUGAUGCAGGAGAGACUGAGAAACGUCCCUGUGAAUUCGAGGAGCUGGAUUUGAUUUGUUUUGCAGCGUGUGGAAUGUAAAAGUUUGCCUGGACUGAAACAGACAUUUGGACCUGGUCUCAUCGGCUUCAGAAACACAGUCAUCUUCCAACUGAACCACUUUGUUUCACAUAUAAACUCUCUGUGUGAUAAUCAAACACAGCCUUGAAGAGAAACUAACCACUGAGACUUGCUUCCAUUCCUCCUGCCUUGUUUCCCGUCCUCUUUGUUGUUAUCCAGCCAAUAGGACGGCAGAUCCUGCAGUGAGCUCACUGCUUGUCACUCAACAGAUUUAUUCUGCUUUAAUUAAAUGAGCUCUGUGAUAUUGAUCAGUACCUUCCAGCCUGGAGUCAGUGGGAGUAAAACAUGUACACAAGCCUCAGCUUCCCCAUAAAAACAACAAGAAACUGUUAACAUUUUGAGUUUUAUGCACAUGGAUUUAUUUGUGGUUACGAUGAUCAAACACCCUGAAAAGCAUCUUUGACUCAGAACUAAACUGGACUGUACUUUGUGCAGAACGUUCCCUUGAUAUGCAUCCGGGUGGACGAUGCUUUCAAACUGACACUGCGAAAAGGCUUUGCAUCCAGAAAUGUACUCGCUUUAUUUGGUUAAGUUUGUCUUUUCAUAUCUGAAAACUGCAGCAGUUCAGCUUGUCGCUGGGGGGGGAGAAAUGUAGUUUUGGGAUCAGGAUCCUGUGAUCGUUUUACUGCAGAUGUACAGUACAAGACUUAAUGGUCCAUGGAGCGAAAAUGAGACAAAGCAGGUGUGAGUUUGUUGCUGCGUUAAAGGGUUUGUGUACUAAAGAAUGUGUGUGGACAGCACUGGUGGCUGUCCUUGUGUCUAGAGAUUUAAACCUUUAUAUAGUAUAUAUAGUAUAAAUACAUAUAACCUUUAUCUAUUUUAAUCUAUACACUAUUUUGUCGAGUACAGAGCACCUCUCUGUUUCUGUCUGUAGAGUCUAAAUACCAUUUAUUCAUUUUUAAAGCUUUACUUGAUUUUCUUCAACGUCGCUUGUUUUGGGAAAAGAAAAAGGUGAGUAGUUAUCACUGUCCUAAACACAGGAUAACUGAAAGUCUUCAAGCCGCAUGAUGAGGAGCAUUAAUAUACAGAACAAUGUACAGUAUUUUCACCCCUCUUGUAAAGUUAUCUGCUUAGAAGAUGAACCACUUUCAAAAGAGGCUGAAGGAUGACUUAUGAACAAAAUUAAAACCCAACAUUCAUCAACUGUACGGCCUACAGAGAAUAUUGUUCAUUUUCUCUCUCUCUCUCUCUGCUCUGUUAUUUCUCUUUGCAUUGUUUAUUGCCACUGAACAGAAAAACAAGUUCUCUAAGGCUUUCUUAUAAUAUGUGUACAGUAUGUCUCCUAGCCUGCCGCCAUUUAUUGUUAACAAACAGUAACAGAACAAUAAUAAAUAUAUGUUUUUAUAUAUA